CUCACAAACACACAAUCAGAGCAGAGCGGAGGAGAACAUCUUCCUGAGCUGACAUCCACUGAAGGAGCACAUCGCUUUUAUUAUUUCCAACCUUCCGAGAUGGGACUUUUCCAAGGUGUUUUCCUGCUCGCUUGCAUCGGUUUGGCUCAUCAAGCGGAGGCACGCAAAACGUAUGCAGACAUGUUCCCCCACAAGCACUUAAUACCAGGAAAGAUUCCUUACCCCAUCCCGCCCAUCCCUGGCUGGGGUCCUGACACCCACCCGUGGGACGCCUACAUCUACCCGCCAAUGAAACCAAAGAACAACGAGCUCAUGAACAGACGAGGCAAGCCUACAGUCAAACUCACCAGCGACAGUCCCGCUUUGAGCGGCUCCAUCAUCUCCUUCACGGCCAAGCUCAAGUACGCCCCGUGCCAGAAGGAGGACGCCUCGGGGAACCUAGUAUGGGAUGACCGCUGCGACGACGCCAUGGAGCUGGAGGCCUCAGCAAACGGACAAGUGCGCCCUGGCUUCAUGUACAACUGGACGACUUGGAUGGAUCACUUUGGAUUUGGGAAAUGCACGAACCCGGCCAAAUGCAACACGUUCCCCGAUGGCAAGCCUUUACCAAAAGGCGACUGGAGGGACAAGAACUACGUCUACGUGUGGCACACCAUGGGUCAAUACUUUCAGACAAACGACAACUCGUUCUCCACCCUGACCCUCAACACCUCCGUCAUCCCAGUGGGAGCAGAGGUGAUGGAGGUCCUGGUCUACCGUAAACAGGAAGACAGGAAGUACAGCCCCCUGAGUAACGACAACGUGGUUUUCUACGUGACAGAUACGAUCCCGCUGGCGGUGGACAUCUCCCAGAAGGCCGCGGUCCAUCAGCCGGACAACGUGUUCUUCCGCGACAAGGACGUGCUCUUCCAGGUGCAUCUCCACGACCCCAGCGGAUACCUCCGAAAGGCGGCGGCCAUUGACUACGUCUGGGACUUCAGAGACGGCAACCAGCUGGUGACCCACCGCCCCAUGACCACACACGCCUACGCCGCCGUGGGCAACGUGACCGUCAAGCUGGUGGUGGAGGCGGCGUUUCCUGUGGAGUGUCCACCAGCUACGGCCAACUACGCCUCCACGCCACCGCCCUCUACUGAGGCUUCAACACUUCCACCUAAUCCUGUUACUACGACGACAAAGACACAAGCGACGCCCAGCUCAGCUUCUGACGCCAUGACAACAGGGAUCCCCACCACCGAGUUCCUCCCGUCCAAUGCGACCCCGGAGACCGACCCCUCCACCCCAGAUUGGGUCCGCGGCAGGCGCGUGCCCCACGGCAAAGAGUGUUACGGCUACGUGUACGGGACGUUUGUGGGUAACAUCAGCAUCAUCGAGCCCAAGCAACAACUACAGAGCGAGGCCAACGGCCGUAUUCUUGACGUCAUAGCCGCCAGAGUAACCAAGACUGACGUCACUUUCCUGGUGAAAUGCCUGGGCAGCAUCCCCACGUCGGCGUGUACCAUCGUGUCGGACGCCACGUGCACGUGGGUGCACAGCAUCGUGUGCGACAAGGUGCCGCCGUCCGCCAAGUGCGAGGUGAACCUGAGGAGAAGCUUCCCCCUGCCGGGCACCUACUGCGUCAACAUCACCCUGGAGGACUCCCGCAGCCUGACUCAGACCACCACGACCGUCACCGUCAAUAAGUCCCAACUGGGCCCAGAGUCCCAGACGCCCGACACUUCGAUGGUGAUCCUCACUACCAGCGCUGUCCUGCUCGCACUUUUUGCACUUAUUGCAUGUGUGGUGUACAGACGCUACAGGGUGUACCGCCCUGUGGCGAGCCCCCUGGCGGAGGACGCCCGCAGCCGUGGUGCGUUCGGCGGCGGAGUGAUACGCCUGAGGGAGGCGCUCUUCCCCUCCACGGAGGAGCGGCAUCACCUGCUGACUGAGCGGCGCCCCCUGUAGGUGGCCCUCUGUCAUGGCACCCAAUAACCGUCGUUGCCUAUACAUUUCAUAGCAAAACAAGAUUUAUGUUCAUAUAAACUCUAUAUUUGUAACUUGUUGGCCGGACCAGGUUGUAUCAAUAUUUUACAAUCUCCUGGCUCAUGAGUGGAAUCAUUUGGUUUGCAUUAAUCAGUAAUGGACACUAAAGUUUUUGUCAAAAGCACAAUUUUCUCAAGCAAGCUUUUUUGAGGUGCCAAGUAUACUUAAUUUCAGUUUUACAGUAUGAAACUGGAGCAGAAUUUAAUAACAAACAUGUAACAUAACAGCUUUUUUAAAAGACAGAUUAACCUGAUUAAAGGAGCAUUUUUACCUCAAAGUAUUAAGUUUCAGCUUCGAAGGCGCAUUAAAACAAUAUCACAUGACCGUAAAUAUUACUUGUUAUAUAGCUACUGUGGUACAUUUUGUCUACUUUAUACCUUUUGUUUUUCGCCCUCUUUGUGCCUUUGUGUGCACGAUGCUUUCCAUCCUUUGUAACAGCUACUGUGUGGAACAAUUUCCCUUGUGGAUCAAUAAAGUUUGUCUAAGUCUAAGUUGAUGCACAUGUGAA
Messenger RNA from Entelurus aequoreus (snake pipefish), 2530 nucleotides. RefSeq names its product protein QNR-71-like. Gene Ontology annotation, molecular function: integrin binding. The record is from RefSeq and is a predicted model, not a curated record. The transcript is spliced from 12 exons. Lineage: Eukaryota; Metazoa; Chordata; Actinopteri; Syngnathiformes; Syngnathidae. The coding region runs from base 100 to 1944 and encodes 614 amino acids. Gene Ontology annotation, biological process: cell adhesion.